AUGUCGCAAGUUCAUCCUCGGGAGGAACGUAAUCUCGAUAGCCAUGAUCAGUCCGAUGCUCAAGAUCAACCCCAAAUUAGCGAUCAACCUCAAGCCUUAGUUCAACCUAACCGCCAAGGCUCAUCUCAAUCCCAACUUAACAUUGAUGCUGGCAAUUUCACUUGCUUUCCCAAAUUACCUCUCGAACUACAACGCAACAUUUGGGAGGUUGCUGCUGUUCCACAGCCUCGGGUCAUUCAAAUUGAAACAAUUUGUGAGCGAGAUGCUGAGGGAAAAAUUCAUCUCAAUGAUGACGACGAUGACGAUGCUGAUGAUGAAAUUGAACAUUGGAGUCCUACACAGUGUUCACCAACACCGUUGCUUGGAAUCUGUCGUGAAUCGCGGUCGAUUGCCAUGAAGUAUUAUAAAUACUCCAGCUUCCUCGAUCGUCCUCUAUUUUACAAUACAGAUCUAGACACUCUGUGGGUCAGAGGAAAUCCACUUUUCCAAUCCAUCACUAAUGAUUCACCAAGCGAAACGACGUUAGAAGUCCUUUUUUGGCAGAGACGUUAUACCGAACUGGGGCCAUAUCUUUUCCGCUCCGUUGCCCUAGACUUUGCGGGAAUUAAAGCACAUCAUGAGAUUGUACCUUGGGGAGGAAACAUACCGCAAGACCCCAAUAUGUGCACGCUUUAUGCUGUCUCUAAAGCGGAGGUGGAAAAAGUUUACAUUGUUUACUCUUCUGGGGACUGCAGGGAUGAAGUUGACCAGGAAGUAAAGUACUUGGUGAAACGAAUAAAAUUCAGUGCCCGGCAUUCUAACACAUGGACCCAGAGAAUGUUGAGGGAAAAGAACGAACGAGAUGGCACAAACUUAACGAAGUGGAAGAUGCCUACCGUUGAGGCAAUUCUGGAUACUCGACUUCUUAAUCCCGUUGAAACAUUCCACAACUUCCCUGAUCUUCCUCUCAAAGUACGACGCGCGAUUUGGAAACUCGCCGUAAUUCCGCAUCAUCGCGCCAUUCAAAUAGAAACCGAGUAUGAAGGAAUCAAAGUUGAAUCAGAUGGCGGCCGCAUGGCAGUGUGGAAGAACCAAAUGACUUCACCUUGUUAUCCCAAUGCGCUUUUCGAAACCUGA
Messenger RNA from Botrytis fragariae, 1116 nucleotides. RefSeq lists its product as uncharacterized. Bases 1 to 1116 code for a protein of 371 amino acids. NCBI's taxonomy places the organism in Eukaryota, Fungi, Ascomycota, Leotiomycetes, Helotiales, Sclerotiniaceae. The record is from RefSeq and is a predicted model, not a curated record. The transcript has a single exon.